UUCCUUUGUUUCUUUUAUUUUUAUUUUAUUUUGUCCCUUUUUUUGUUUUGUUCUGUUAAAUCUCUUUCCCUUGUACUUGUGAACUGGUACUUCGGUUCUGUAAAAAUGGUGUUUUGUAAAGGGUUCACAGUGUUACAUAUUGAAGUUGACCUGAAGCUGCUUAUGAAUGGUGGAUCGUAUACACAGAAUUUAGAAUAUGAUUAAAUUUUGCUGUGAAUUAUGGGUAAAUUUAAUUUGGAAUAGAUUUAAGCAUCUGAUUUCAACAGAUGAGUACAUUGUAUCAGAAGGCAGGAAUAGGGAAAAAUACCAGUUCUAAAAUACAUUCUGUCCUAUGUUGUGCUUCAAGUUUGUCUUAGAAAAGGAUAGUUGAAACUCUUGCUUUUGGAGAAAUUCACUUUACGACGUAAAGUCAUGAUCUUCCUCUGCUGUUUUUCCUCUUCCCAGCAGAGCAGUUUUAUUUUAGGUUGCAUGGCCUAUUUAAAAGAAAGCUUAGUAUUUACAGCUAAUAUGAAGAGUUUAAAAUAAUUAUUUCUGAAAUUGCACUUUCAUUAAUAUUGAAGGGCAUUAUUUAUUUGUUUGCCUCUGAUGAAACCUUGCUUCAGUGUGGUCAGUGGCAGUAAGAUUUCAUCCUUUUGGUUUUGUAAUUUUAAGAAAAAACUGUUUACCACUCAUAAGUACAGAUGCAGCCUGAGGGUUUGGUUGGAAUGUGUUGUGUGAGGCACGUUGUCUUUUAACACUGUUAUUUGUGGGAAGAUUGAAUUAGUUCAUUGUGCGCGUGCGUGUGUGUAUAUGUGUACAUUGCACUUCAACAUGCUCCAGUGGUGCUUACUUCAAGAAGAGGAUUUAAGAAAGAAAGAAAGAAAGAAAAAGAAAAAAAAGUAUCGGUCACCUCACUAUCUCGGAAACCAUGGCAGUUCAUGCUGGAGUGGUUGAGAAAGUUCUCAUCCUUAAAUGAUAUUUGUUCUUCCUGUGAAACAGAAGCCCUCAAACAGAAGCAGUGGACCAGGUGGUGUGUUUAGUUUUCGGGCGUUGCUCUUUCACAGCUGCACUGGGAUGAAUUGGUUUCACUCUAGUAAAGCACCAAGCUGUGCAGUGCAGCUGGGAAGAGCUUUCCUUCCUAUGGUCUCUGUUGGAUUUAGUUGUGGUAGUUGAGAUAAUUGCCAGUAGCUGUAAUCUGUUUAAUCACUGCUGCUAAAUCCAAUAAGAAUAAUGAAUUGGAUCACAGAGAAGUUAUUUUGUAAGUGUGCAUUUUCCAUUGAUUUAAAAUAGUAGGAAAAUAACAAUUAAUUAUGUUUAGAGUAAUGUGAACUGUAAGUAUUUUUAAAACAAGGAAACUUACUUAUUCAAGAAGCAGUUUUAGGGGGAGAAUUAACCAUCUAGUUUCAGUAAAAGAAUUAAUUUCUGAGCAUUUGGGGAUAAAAAUGCUAUGAUUAGUAUUUAACAAAUAUUUACGUCAGGCAUUUAGCAAAAUGGAUUCUGGUGAGAAGUAGGUUGAGUAGGGUUCUUAAGCACUUCGUUGAUGCAAAAAAGAGUGAUGAUCGUAACUGAUAUUUAGGAAAUUGUACAUUUCCUAAAAGUGUCUCUAGGCAGUGCAGAGCUAAUGUACAUCUGCUUCCAGAUUCCUUUGCAAAGUGAGGGAUCGAUAAAUAAGUCAUCAUAGUGUCUGUCACUUACUAAACACAAGGGCUUCUAAGAAGUCAUUCUAAGGCAGAGAUGUGGCAUAUUUAUUUUGUCUAUUUACCUCAUUAGAAAAUAAAUGUGUUUACCUCAUUUGCAUUCAGCUUUUAAAUGCCAUGAGUUUAAAAAAUAAACCAGUUAGUCUUAAGCUAAAGUGUCCUAAUUUAAUUUGUCAUACCCACGUGUUUUAUUGUAUCUUUGUGGGCUUAUAUUUCUUUUAUAAAUAAAUUCGUGGAGAUAAAACGCCAAAACUUAAAGCCUGUAACUUGUGAGGUUAUUUGGCCUUGCAUAUAAUUCAUUUUUCAAAAGUGUCUAAAGAACAAGGGAGUAAAUUUGCCAGAUAUUUCAGGUUUUCUUCCCCCCUCUCUCCCUACAACUCUUUGUUUAUAUAGAAUUGUGAUCUGGCCUUAAAAACUGGAGAAGGAUCUUUUCAAAAGACAAUGUCAUUAAAUAUACAGGCAAAUUUUUAGGGUUCUGUUUGUGGCAGGAAACUGUUCAACUAGAUUUCUUUAUUUAAAAUAAAACACUACAUUGCUGAAGAAUCAAAGUAUUCUGGAAAUAAUGCUGCUGACCUUGCAAUUUAGAUAUGCCUGUUACUCAUUCUUUGAACUGUAAUGUUGCACUUAACUGAAAGUUUUCAGUGGAUUCCUUGAGCAACAUUUGAGCAAAUGAUUAAUUGCAAUUAUUUCGGUAAGAUGAUCCAUAUACUUAAAGUUUAGACUUGUAUUUAAGUACCUUUCUUAACUUGACCCAUCAUCUGCUUAGUUCUGUGCCUAACUCAGUUUCUUUUUAAAGGGGCUAAAUGCCUCAAGUAUCUCCUAAGUUUGUCUGGUUAAAUGUAUAUUGGAUUGUCUGUAUGUAAGUGCAUACUUAAAUUAGGCGUAUCUUUAGAUACAUUACUGACCAAGGAUCUAAAUUAGAAUGUAGGCACUCCACUUCAGGAGCCAUUUCUGCCUUCAAAUUUACCUGAGCCAUGUCUGGUUGAUCCUAUGGAAACCUGCAUGAAUAUCCAGUUAAUUGCAAGAUACUAGGUGUUCAGGAUAUGGUCUCGUUCAUUAGUCAUUUGAAAACAUUUAGGUAUUUUGAUUUUCAGAAUAGCUGGUAUAUAAUUCUAGGCCUAAUUUGCAUGCACAGCUGCUGGAAUUGUAUAUUCAAAAGCCUGUUAGUUAGCUACAUACUAGGCAGGAUGUGCAGCAAAGUACCUGUUACUCAUGGGCAAUCAGGCAAAUCAGAGAUGCCUCUCAUUGCAUGCCUGACUUCAAAAUGAGAUCUGUGAAGAAUGCUCAACAUUGUGAUGGUGUCUCAAAUUCAUGCAUGUUUUUUGAAAAGCCCUGGAAAUCAUUAUUGCACAGUUAAUUCUUAAGUGCUAAUAAUUUUCCUGUUUUUCUCCUUUAGAUAGCAAAACCAAGUGGUUUGUUACAUGUUAAGGAGCAAGGUGCCUCAAAAAUUUAAUAAAAAUAAAAUAAAUGUAAAUAGGAAGCAUGAGAAGCAAAUGGGUACUGUCAUUUUAUUUUUUCUAUUCCACCCAUGCUACAUAUAAAUUAAGUUUCAUUUAGAUUUGUUUUGUCCUUUGAUCAUAUCCAACUCUAGCCCAAUCAUUGCUGCAGAUCUGUAGAACAGUGAUGCAGCCAACACGAACGGUUGUCAUGUGUAAAACAACUUUCGAUCACCGCGAAAACACCGCCCUGGGAAAGCGUCCAUGCUUGAUAUCGUUUGGUUCAUGAACAUUAAGUUUCCAGUACAGGUAAAAUCCCAGAUGAAGCCAAAGCCCUUUCUCUGUUGGCGCCUGCUCCUACUAUGACAAGCCUGAUGCCUGGUGCAGGGUUGCUUCCUAUACCUACACCAACCCCUUUGACUACGCUUGGUGUUUCACUUGGCACUUUGGGGGCUAUACCAGCAGCAGCCUUGGACCCUAACAUUACGGCACUGGGAGAAAUACCACAGCCACCAAUUAUGGGGAAUGUAGAUCCAUCCAAAAUUGAUGAAAUCAGGAGAACAGUCUAUGUUGGAAAUUUGAAUUCCCAGACUACAACAGCAGAUCAGCUGCUUGAAUUCUUUAAGCAAGUUGGAGAAGUCAAAUUUGUGCGAAUGGCAGGUGAUGAGACACAACCAACACGAUUUGCUUUUGUGGAAUUUGCAGACCAAAAUUCUGUACCUCGAGCUCUUGCCUUUAAUGGAGUUAUGUUUGGAGACAGGCCACUGAAAAUAAAUCACUCAAAUAAUGCAAUAGUGAAGCCUCCUGAAAUGACACCACAAGCUGCUGCCAAGGAACUAGAAGAAGUGAUGAAGAGAGUAAGGGAAGCUCAGUCUUUCAUAUCUGCUGCUAUUGAGCCAGAGUCUGGAAAGAGCAGUGAAAGAAAAGGCGGUCGUUCACGUUCCCAUUCUCGUUCAGAAUCCAGAUCUAGCUCAAAAUCCCGAUCUAGAAGGAAAAGAUCACACUCAAAACACAGAAUUCCUGUAAUUGAAAUCCAUGCUAACAAGUCCUCUGAACUGAAAAGAAGUAGAUCUGGGAACAGAUCGCUCUCAAGACACAAGGACAGACGCAGAUCCAGAAGUCCCUUGAAAAAACGGUCAAGAUCUAGGGAAAGACGUAAAUCAAGAAGUCGCUCUCGUUCUCGGGACAAGAAAAGAGACAAAGAAAAGGUCAAGGAAAAAGAAAAGGCCAAAGAAAAGGAAAAAGAGAGAGACAGAGACAAGGAGAAGGAGAGAGACCGAGAUAGAGACAAAGACAAGGAGAGAGAGAGAGAUAAAGAGAGAAACAAGGAGAAGGACAGGGAAAGAGAAAAAGAGCGAAACAGAGAUCGAGAGAGAAUCAGAGACAGAGAUAGGGACAGGGACAGGGACAGGGAGAGGGACAAGGAUAGGGAUAGGGAAAAGGACAGGGAAAAGGAGAAAGAUAAGGAAAAAGAAAAAGACAGGGAAGAGGUAGACCAGAACAAGGAAAAAGAAGAUAUUGAGAAAGAAGGAGAAAAGGACAGAGAGAAGAUUAGGGACAGGGAAGGAGAUAAGGACAAAGGAGGGGACAGAGAGAAGGACAGAGAUAAAGAAAAGGAAAAAGAUGGGGACAAGGAAAAAGAGCGAGAAAGAGAAAAAGAGAGAGAUGAUAAAAAGAAGAAAGAGAAGAGAUCCAGAACACCUCCAAGAAGCUACAGCUCUUCAAGAAGAUCUCGUAGCUCCAGCAGAGAAAGGCGUAAAAGGAAGAGUAGAAGUCCCUCCAAGUCUCCUAAAAUAUCCAAAACAACGAAGAGAAAGUCUUCACAAACUCCUUCGCCAAGACGAAACAAGAAAGAAAGAAAAAGAGAAAGAGAUACAAAUAAUGAAAGAAGAGAAAGAGAACGCUCCACCUCCAAGAAAAAAAGUAGUAAAGAAAAAGAGGGAAAGGAGAAAUCUGACAAAAGCGCCACUACUUUUAAGGACAAAGAUCAUACUAAAGAGGAUCAGAAUUCAGAAACUGACAGAGAAGUAGACAACGAGGAUACAGAAAUGCCAGAUGAAGUCAAACUACAACAGAACGGGAACUGUCAACCAAAUGAAGAAAACCUCUCCAUUAAAAUGGAAGAGGUUUAAAGCAAAGAUGGACCUCUGAUUCAACUAAGGAAUGAAAUCCAAAGCUUUUUGUUUCCCGAAACGAGGAAGAAAAUUGUCAAAGCAAUCAACCUGAACGUGUUGAUAGUACUAGUAGCUCUUCCAAUUCUUGUGAUAGCUUUGUUGUCUUCUUGCUGUGAAGCAAGAGAGCAUGGACCAGUAGUUAAACCAUGAGAAGGCAGAUACCAUCAGAACUAUUCAUCUCUGAAAAUCUACGCAUUUCUGUGAUGGCUGUACUUAUUUGAAAAAUGAUUUAUGUUAAGUUUUGCCAUAAGCUGUUACAAAUAAGUAGAAACUGAGAGAUGUAAACCUGUACUACCCAAAAAAAGUUGAAGAUACGCAUUGAAGGUUGUUUAAAAUACUGCUUGAUGAUGAAUUUUGUAUUGUUUCACUUUGUGGGUUAAAAAAAUCCACAAAAACUUCAAUGUGUACUGUUUGAUGUGCUUGGAAAUGGUGCAUAAAUAUACGCAGUUUCUUUUAUUGUAAAUGACAAGUGUAGGGAAAGAAUUUUAGAACAUAAACACGGUUUUGCCGUCCUUAUGUUAAAUACCCACUGACUAGUAUGUUUUUAAUUUGCUCACUGCUUGAGAUUCUUGGGUUUUAUUAUUUAAAAGAAUUUCUUACUAAUAUCCCCCAAAUUAAUAUUUCUGUUAUAGUAUUUGAACAAUGCAUGCUACUUUUCUGUUUCCUAAAAGGUACAAUGCCAUCUUAUAGAUAAUAGGUUACCUUAGUGAGUUAUUUUGGGGUUGUUUUGUUGUUUUAUUUUUUUCCUUCCAGAAGUGAGCACAUGUGUACGGUAUUAUCAGAACUUACAGCUUUGUUUUGAGCUGUAUGGCAGUGUCUGUUCAACUGCAAAUAGUACAGGUGCCAUUAUGAAAAUAAUUUUUCUUAUUUGUUUAAAAAAAUAUGGGAGCACAAGCAGAAGCUUUAGUGCCUUCUUAAAAUGUCGUAUUUUCUAGAAAUGUCUUGUGUGCUAUUACUCAUUUUCAGCUAAAUCUUACAUGAUCUCUAUUGCUAGUUUGUCAGCACCACACUGUAGACAAAAAUGCAAGUUAUUUGUUAGAAUGAUUGUUUAAUUCACUUGUUAAAAUCCUAAAGCUCCAUUUUUACAUUUAUUUUUUAUUUUUAGAAGAGAUGUAUAGACGAAAGCAAAGAUGCAGUUUGGGGACCACCACUGUACAAUAGUAGUAGCUGAAUACAAAGCAUUUUCUGAUCAUCUGCAUCAAAGACAGCCCUUCAGACAUUUAGUCUGUAUUUGGAUGGCCUUAAUUGUUACCUCUCCAUCAUCUUCUCUGGUACCUGUUGGGUGAUAUAAAAAGAAUUGUAUGCAAAGAGUGGGGAUAUAUAAUUUGGUGAAAAAAAGUUCUAAUUUACACAGGAGUUAGGUGGUAGAGAUUCUUUUUCUUUAUUUGGGGAGAAAGCAUGUAAGAAGAGGUUGACAAAGCAAGUAUUUUUGUCAGGGUAAAGCAUGGCUUGUGUUCUCUGAAAUAAUGUAAUUGGUUACGUAAGAAUAUCUUGAGUCACACAUUUAAAAUUUACCUAUACCUAAAAUUGAGUAUAUUGUUUUUAAUGCAACUUAAUGCAAUCAAAUUUCUUAAUUGCCUUACCUCAUGGGAGGAGUUAUUUCUUUCAGUUAAAAAACAAAAAUGGAAACCUUAAUAGCACAUUAGCUGUUUGCUUUCAGUUUGUUUUUCUUUUUCUUUGCAUAGUUAAUUCUUCUGAAAAAAAAUAUUACAGGGAAUGAAAAAUUUGCCCAGUUCCUAAGGUAAUAAAACCCGAUUUGAUUGUGAAGCUGCUUAGUCACUCUUCAUUUGCAUUAGGAUUUAAUGUUCUUGCCACUGUGUACAUUUAAGACUAUAGAAGAUGCUUUACCAUGUAAAGUAUAGACAGUCAUUUUUGUGAUGUUUAAGCCACGUGCUGUUGGCUGGAAAACAGCAUAUUCUGGUAAAAGAAUGACAAAUCUAUAUGCUUACAGGAAGACUGUGAAGGAUUGUGUCUUGCAACAACAGCUGUCUUAUUUAUCUUGUGUAAGUAGCAUAGAGCAAAGAGAUUGUUUGUAUACUUGUUAUCUUUGGUACCAUUUCACUAAUAAAAUUAAGUAUUUUAGA
This is a messenger RNA of Cuculus canorus (common cuckoo), 7370 nucleotides long. RefSeq names its product splicing regulatory glutamic acid and lysine rich protein 1 (gene SREK1). Gene Ontology annotation, cellular component: nucleoplasm. NCBI's taxonomy places the organism in Eukaryota, Metazoa, Chordata, Aves, Cuculiformes, Cuculidae. The coding region runs from base 3475 to 5244 and encodes 589 amino acids. The record is from RefSeq and is a predicted model, not a curated record. Gene Ontology annotation, molecular function: RNA binding. The transcript is spliced from 13 exons.